ACAGAAGACACAACAAUGGCAGUGGUACAGGUCCCAUACACAAAACUUACAUCCUUAAACAUUGGUUCUUCAGUGACAAUCAAAGGGACACCUGCCGUGUCUUUCAGCAUGAGACCAGAACUGCAGGUGGAUUUCCACACUGGAACUCAAGAGGACUCAGACAUUGCCUUCUCUUUCCGAGUGUACUUUGGCAACUGUGUGGUGAUGAACAGCCGUCAGUUUGGGGACUGGAAAUCAGAGGAGAAAUACGAGGGUAUGCCUUUUGUGGAUGGCCAACCAUUUGAGCUGUGCAUCUCGGUGCUUCAAAAUGAGUACCAGAUAAAGAUAAAUGGCCGUCAAUGUUACACAUUUUCCCAUCGACUCCCACCAAAUACUGUGAAGAUGAUCCAGGUGUGGAGAGAUGUCUCCCUGACUUCCGUGAUUGUCCAGUAGAGAAGGAUGUGACCAGAAUUCCCAUUGUCAAGGAGAUCCCUCCAC
Messenger RNA from Pipistrellus kuhlii (Kuhl's pipistrelle), 477 nucleotides. Its product is annotated as galectin-10-like. The record is from RefSeq and is a predicted model, not a curated record. Bases 16 to 432 code for a protein of 138 amino acids. The transcript is spliced from 4 exons. Lineage: Eukaryota; Metazoa; Chordata; Mammalia; Chiroptera; Vespertilionidae. Gene Ontology annotation, molecular function: carbohydrate binding.